Etheostoma cragini (Arkansas darter) is the source of this 2358-nucleotide messenger RNA. RefSeq names its product shootin 3 (gene shtn3). The transcript has 17 exons. NCBI's taxonomy places the organism in Eukaryota, Metazoa, Chordata, Actinopteri, Perciformes, Percidae. The record is from RefSeq and is a predicted model, not a curated record. The coding region runs from base 193 to 2202 and encodes 669 amino acids.
AGGAGGAGGAGGAGGAGGAAGCGGCAGCAGCGCACCGAGCUCCUCUCCAUCCCAUGCGUUUGGAAGAAAAGAGAAAGGAAUGGGCUCGGACCCAGGCACGUGCUGCUGAGAAGCUAAAACACACCUCUGGGUGGCUUUCUUUUCUUUUCAACAACCGUGUCUGUGUAGUAGUUUAAAACGCAGAGCUGGGAAAUGCUUCCCUGCUCUUCAUCCGCGCAGAUGGAGGGAUGCGAGGAGGCGAGGCACGCGCACACGCACACGCGGACCGAGUGCAACCGACUGACGGAGGAGAGAGACGAGGCCGAGAGACAACUCAAACACAUCAAGAGAGUGUCUCAGAUGGUGAUUGAGGAGGUGAGCGUUCUGCAGACUCAGCUGGAGAUCGAGAAGUCGUGCCGGGAGAAUGCAGAAGCCCUGGCCACAAAGCUGAACUGUGAGAACAGGAAGUUCAAGUACCUGAGCCUGUCGUCGCGUCCGUGUUUGGACGAGCUGCUUCCCAGCAUCUCCGACUGCAUCGCUCUGGAGGUCGACGCCGACGCCGACGCGGCCGACGGCGGCCCCAACGGCGGCCCCAACGGCGGCCCCAACGGCGGCCCCAACGGCACCGACACCUUCACCCAGUACCAACAACAGGUUAAAGAUCUGGGGGAGAUGGUGAACACCUUACUGGAGGAGAAGAAGAAUUUCGUGUGUCAGAUUCAUGAACAGCAGAGGCGGAUAGAAGAGCUGACUGCACAGUCAGAGAAAGAUCAGGCCGAGAUGAAGGAGCUUCGUGAAACUAACGAGAAACAAAGUAAAACCAUCAAGAGAUUUAACAGAGUCUCCGUGAUGGCGGCGCAGGAGUACGACGGGAUGAAGGAGCAGCUCGACUUGGAGCAGAGCCUGAGAGUCAAAGCUGAGACGUAUGCACACGAGAUGCUGGUGAAACAGAAGGAGGCCAACAGGCAGAGUAUGCUGCUGCUGCAGAGCGCUGAGCCCAGCGUUCAGCUUCUGAAAGCUCUGGAGGACGUCGCCUCCGUCACCAAAACGCUGGAGGAGGAGCGUCUGCAGCAUCAGCAGAAAGUGGCGAGCCUCGAGGCCCAGCUGGAGCAGAGCUGUGUGAAGCAGCAGCUGGAGGCGCUGCAGAGGCAGCUGGAGCUGCUGGAGGAGGCCAAGAAGGAGGUGGAGGGACGAGUGGAGCAGGCAGAGAAGAAGAACGAGGAUUUGGAGAACAGAGUCCGAGAGCUGCAGGAGAGCCAGGAUAAGGUCUCAGUGGGUCCCAGCACGGAGCCCCCUCCCCCCGAACCCGGGGUCGCCCCGCCCCCCGCCCCUCCCCCGCAGCCCCCACCUCCCCCUCCUCCUCCCCCUCCACCCCCGCCCCCCCCUCCCCCCUCGAGAUGCAACCCCCUCAGCUCUCUGAUCGCCAUCAUGAGGAAGUCCUCCAAAGGCUCCAAAGCCCCAGUGAAGACCGAGCAGCCGCCAGCUGGCGAGGGCGACGACGUGAAGGCGAAGGCCGUGAACGAGAUGAUGGAGAGGAUCAAACAUGGCGUCGUCCUGCGGCCCGUCAAGAGUCAGGACAGCAAGAGAGUAGCAGUAAAACCGCCUCUAAUCGUUGAGGAGAAACCGCAGGAGAGCGCCAUGGAGGAACUGAAAGGCAUCCUGGAGACGGUGAAGCGGAGCCCAAGCAGAGGCUCCCAGGAGUCGGGGCCGUCGCCUCCGGGGAAGAAGGACAGCGAGCUGGAGGUCAUCCUGAGACGCCGACGCAACAGGGCGGGAGAAGCCGGCUCUGGAGAUGAGCGAGAAGGCCAGAUGAGUCACGUGUCCUCCUUGGACAGCCUGAACGGGAGGCGCACCAGCAGCGAAUCGGGCAAGGAUCCCGAUGGCCCGGCGGGGCUGAGCGUCCCGUUGGACUCGGGUGCUGGUCCCAGGGUGAGCCCGGAGAGACCGGGGCCCAUCGUGGCCCGGAGGAAGAGCUCCGACUCGGGCAAAGGUUCCCGAGUGGGCUCCUGGCAGGAGAGGAGGUCCUGCAGCUCUCUGUCGGAGAAGGAAACAGCCGAGUCGCCGGUCAGAAACGGCUGCAUCAACAGUGGGGGGGACGAGGACGGAGAUGCGACCGAGGAGCGAGCCCAGUCCAACGGCGUGGAACACAGCGGACCCGUCGGGGACGCACACGCCACCCUCUGCGCCGGCCCGGGCAACGGCAGCACGGACGCCGAGUGCUAGGACGGAGUCUACAGGAUCCCAGGCUUGUUUCUGCAAUCUGACGCAUGCAUUUUAAUUGGCUGAUGUGACAGUUACUUUCAGAUGAGAAGGGUUUAGGGUGCGUCACACAUUUGCCUUUGUUGCCUAAUGGGUCAGAAAUUUGACUUUGUUGUACUU